Somion occarium is the source of this 544-nucleotide messenger RNA. The record is from the annotation of a GenBank genome assembly. NCBI's taxonomy places the organism in Eukaryota, Fungi, Basidiomycota, Agaricomycetes, Polyporales, Cerrenaceae.
GUCGAUCGAUGCGCUGCCGUUGUGCACGACGCGGAGAGCCAGGCGACGAUCGCUGUCUACAACAAGCUAACAUCUCUACCAGUACUGUCUCAACAAGCGGACGUAUCCUGUCAAUCGCCGAUGCUGGUUGAAUAUAAAGUGGAAGUACAGACCCUUCAAUCGCGUCGCAAUAUCUUUUAUGCAUUCCAUUCCCGCCUCCAGUUCUCGCCAGCCACCUGCGACACCCCAACAUUCCGAGCACGCUUUGCUAGCUUCGCUGACAGUCUCCAGUUCUAGCUCGUCUCGUUUAUGUAGUGCUGACAUGACAUCCACAAUGCGGCUGAGGCCAGCAUACCAUGUUGUUAGGCCACCGUUUGGAUUCAUGGUCGCGUCGGUGAACGACCGAGUCAUUCGGGACAGUGCAUUGAUAACAUACGCGUUGUAGUCUGUUGAAAUUGAAAGGGGGCCCUACCUCCAUUGCAGGGAUGCUCAUCGAAGUGAUAGACAGAUGUUCACUGACGCACUGUCUGAGCCUUCUGCGAGGACAUAAAGGAUGAGAACAGUC